Molecule: messenger RNA, 999 nt
Organism: Epithele typhae
Lineage: Eukaryota; Fungi; Basidiomycota; Agaricomycetes; Polyporales; Epitheliaceae
Exons: 5
Coding region: 1-999 (332 amino acids)
Source: RefSeq, a predicted model, not a curated record
AUGUCCGUACACGACUUUGACAGCAAGAACUGGGUGUGCACGCGCUGUCGCCGUACGGCGCAGACGCACGAACACAACACCUUCGACCAGGCUUUGAACGCUCGCGCGAUCAUCUCCAUGUUCGUCCUCGUCUCCGUGCUUCUCCGCCGUGGCGGUGGCCUCGUUACGGCGGUACUUGACGAUCCCCCCGGCGGCGGUCUCCGUCAUUUCGUCGCCGAAUUCGAUCACAGCGCGUAUGCGGAAGGCAGCAGAGAUACAUACUUCGUAUGCAUCGACCUUGGCGACUUGCUUGACCUGCUCGUUGGCCACGGCGCCGUCUCGCGGGACGUCUUGGUGACGUUGGACAUGCACAUUCACAUUCAUCCCCCCCAAGACCAGCCCACUCUCGGCGAUACCGCACAUCAAAACACUCGUCGUUCCUUGGGCGCGCUCAUCGGGUGUUCGCGCUUACGCACCCUCACCAUCAUCUACGGCGAGCCCGAGUCCCGUCCCAUACGUUCCUGGUGUCGCAGGACCCUCACCAACGCGCUCCCCGUCCUCCUCCCCGACCAAUUCUCCAGCACGCCCGCCCCUCAUCCCGCCUCGAGACACCUAAGCGAGAGACCACGUACUGGCCGUCGACCUCGAUCGUGCGUGUCCUCCUCGGUGAUCGAUCGGCUCGCCGACACGCUUUGCGACUGGGAGCGCUACCAGCGUUCCGAACUGUGCGGGUGCGGGCACUCCUCUGACGGACCGGAGGACGAUGGAUUGCUCGAAGUCCCGCGCGGCCCGCGCGAGGUGUCGAAGCGCGUCUUUGUGCCGUUUGCGAUCCGGGCACGGACGCGGACGUCGAUGCGGAGUUUAUGUUCGGAGAACCUCCUCGGGACGGAGCGAUCAACGAAGAAGUCGAGGUGGUGGAGGCUGGUGAACCCGUCGGAUCAGCAGAGGGAUCGUCGGGAAGAGGGAACGAAGGCGAGGGCGAGAGUAGCUGAAACAGGAUUCUGCAGCUCGGACGAGUAA